This is a messenger RNA of Cannabis sativa, 705 nucleotides long. RefSeq lists its product as uncharacterized. The record is from RefSeq and is a predicted model, not a curated record. Gene Ontology annotation, molecular function: nucleic acid binding; RNA-DNA hybrid ribonuclease activity. The transcript is spliced from 2 exons. Lineage: Eukaryota; Viridiplantae; Streptophyta; Magnoliopsida; Rosales; Cannabaceae. The coding region runs from base 1 to 705 and encodes 234 amino acids.
AUGGUUACUUUUCCUGGUUGGCUCGACAGUAUGCUACAAAAAUUGGAUGGGGACCAAAAGAAAGUGUUGGUUCUGACAUGUUGGGCAUUGUGGAGAAUAAGAAAUGAUGUAGUUUGGAAUAAAAAAGCUCCUACGGUGGCAGGGGUUUUAAUCUUAGCUCAAUAUUGUUUAGAGCAAUGGGAGAAGGCACAAGAUAAACAACAUGUUCCUUGGGCUGCAUUUUUGACUGAUGUUGAUGCGGCUGAAAUAUGGCACAAACCAGCAACAGGUACUUUGAAAAUAAAUGUCGAUGCAGCCCUCUUUGCAGCUCCAGGUGUGCACAGCUUUGUCUGUGUGGCUCGUGAUUCGUCGGGGGCUUCGGUGGAGACUGUUUCUUGUUGUCGGCCUGGGUUAGUUGCACCAGAAAUGGCUGAGGUGAUGGGGGUUAGAGAGGCGUUAAGUUGGAUAAAGAAGAAAUCUUGGCAGAAUAUAAUUGUUGAAACUGAUAGCCUCACUGUUGUGCAAGCAAUUCAGAGUCCUCUUGAAAUGGUGCCUUAUUUUGGAAGUGUUAUUUCUGAUUGUAAAACUCUUUUAGAGGAGUUAAUUGGAGUUUCGGUUCUUUUUGUUAAAUGGUCUGCGAAUAGGGUUGUUCAUUUUUUGGCUAGAGCAUCCUAUUCUGUUGCUGAUCGUAUUAUCACAAGUUAUCUGUGGGUGGCAGCUAAUUGA